GGCGGCCUUAAGGCGGCCGCGGCCCCGAGUGUCCCAGUCGGCCUGUCAGCCGGCUAGGAGGCAGUGUCUGACAGUGGCGCGGCAGCCAUGGCGGCAGAGGAGGAGGAGGUGGACUCGGCCGACCCGAGCGAGAGGUCAGGAUGGCUAACUGGUUGGCUUCCCACAUGGUGCCCUACAUCAACCUCACACCUUAAAGAAGCUGAAGAGAAAAUUUUAAAAUGUGUCCCCUGCACAUACAAAAAAGGACCUGUUCGUAUAUCUAAUGGAAAUAAAAUAUGGACGCUGAGGCUCUCUCAUAAUAUUUCAAAUAAGACUCCACUUGUCCUCCUCCAUGGUUUUGGAGGAGGUCUUGGACUCUGGGCACUGAAUUUUGGCGAUCUUUGCACCAAUAGACCUGUCUAUGCUUUUGACCUGCUGGGCUUUGGACGAAGUAGUCGACCCAGAUUUGACAGCGAUGCGGAAGAAGUGGAGAAUCAGUUUGUGGAAUCCAUUGAAGAGUGGCGAUGCGCCCUUGGACUGGACAAAAUGAUCUUGCUUGGACACAACCUAGGUGGGUUCCUGGCUGCUGCUUACUCACUGAAGUACCCAUCCAGGGUUAGUCAUCUCAUUUUAGUGGAGCCUUGGGGUUUUCCUGAACGACCAGACCUUGCUGAUCAAGAGAGACCAAUUCCAGUUUGGAUCAGAGCCUUGGGAGCAGCGUUGACUCCCUUUAACCCUUUAGCUGGCCUCAGGAUUGCAGGGCCCUUUGGUUUAAGUCUAGUACAGCGUUUGAGGCCUGAUUUCAAACGGAAGUAUUCUUCAAUGUUUGAAGAUGAUACAGUGACAGAAUACAUCUACCACUGUAAUGUCCAGACUCCGAGUGGUGAGACUGCAUUCAAAAACAUGACUAUCCCUUAUGGAUGGGCAAAAAGGCCAAUGCUCCAGCGAAUUGGCAAAAUGCACCCUGACAUUCCAGUUUCCGUGAUCUUUGGCGCCCGAUCCUGCAUAGAUGGCAAUUCUGGCACCAGCAUCCAGUCACUACGACCACAGUCAUAUGUGAAGACGAUAGCCAUUCUCGGAGCAGGCCAUUAUGUGUAUGCAGAUCAGCCGGAAGACUUCAACCAGAAAGUGAAGGAGAUCUGUGACAGCGUGGACUGAGCACUCUGCAGAUGAUGUGGGAAAGCCACACGGCCGACACGCUCCUCAGCAGUAAUUCACCGUCGGUGAUGCAGAGUAAGGAAUCCGACACGAGAACCAGGCAGUCUUCCUGACUGUACUUUGCACAUGUUUUCUUUAUGAAGCUGCUCACACAUUUAAACCAGUUAGUGCCUUCUAGAGGAAUGACUUUCCUUUCUCCUACACAAAAUCAAAAUAUACAAGAGUCUCCAAAUCCAAUAACUGUAAUAAAAGGUUAUUUGUCCCUCUGCCAUGCUGAAAAACUGUAAUUUUUCAACUGAAAUUUUUAUUUCUAUCUAACUUUGCUAGGUCCGGUAUUUUUUAUAUUGCCAUCUAUAUUGCCAAUUUUAACAAGUGAUUUUCUGAGUUUAUUUUAUAUACUGCAAAGGUGCACUUUAUUUUCCUUGCUUAUAUAUACCAUGUCCAAUAACUGAUAGAGUUACUCAAAAUUCAGUGUUUCUACGUAAAAAUUUGUUAUUUUCUUAGAAUACAUCACUUCGUUUUUGAAAUGGAGUGUUGAGACAGGGUUUUGGUUAGGAAGAUGGGAACUGAUUUCUAGUAUUGAUUUCUCUGAGUAUUUCAUGUACUGAAAAACCUUAACUAAAAGUCUCUCCUUUUUUCCCCCAUUAAUACUAUUGUUCUUUUCUGUGAGCCAGGAUGCAGCAGAAGGAACAGAUUCCCUCACUGAGGGGACAUUAAGACUAUUACCUUCCAGUAAGCCAAUCAUAUAUUUUCAUCUAACUCUUACAGACGGGUGCUAAAACUGGGUUAUAUUUUUACCACUAAAAUAUAAAAAUUGGUGCCAUUAUGUCUCAUGGCACCAGAAGUCAGCUAAUAUUGGGUGUUGGUUUUUUUUUUUUUUUUGGAAGAGUUUUGUGUUGAUUAAAUAACUUACAUACUUGAAGUUAUAUAACAAAAGUUCUGUAAGGUUGAUUGAACUAUGCAACAGUAACUACCAUCAAGUGUAGCACUUUCUUGCUAUGUUACUACAAGGGAUGCUUCUCUGAAACUGUGAAAAAGCUCCAUGUAGUACCUGGCUACUACUGAGAAGACCCUCUGCAAAAGAAAAUGCCAGAGGGUGGUCACCAGCAAGGCAUCUUUGCCUUCUGUUUUGCUUCACAUUGCUGGUCUAGGAAAAAAGAUGGUUAUGUAAAUAAAAAUGGUGAACUAGAGCAAA
Capra hircus (goat) is the source of this 2332-nucleotide messenger RNA. RefSeq names its product abhydrolase domain containing 5 (gene ABHD5). The record is from RefSeq and is a predicted model, not a curated record. Gene Ontology annotation, biological process: positive regulation of triglyceride catabolic process; negative regulation of triglyceride storage. NCBI's taxonomy places the organism in Eukaryota, Metazoa, Chordata, Mammalia, Artiodactyla, Bovidae. The transcript has 7 exons. Gene Ontology annotation, cellular component: lipid droplet. Bases 88 to 1137 code for a protein of 349 amino acids.